Molecule: messenger RNA, 999 nt
Organism: Auanema sp. JU1783
Lineage: Eukaryota; Metazoa; Nematoda; Chromadorea; Rhabditida; Rhabditidae
Source: the annotation of a GenBank genome assembly
AUGCAAUCGUUCUCUCUUCUACUUGUUGCCCUCGUACCCCUCAGCCUAGCUGCCCCAAUCGAAACAUCUACGAGUGAUUUGCAAAUUAAUAUCCAGCAUGCUGAUCAAGAGGUGCAGAACGUUUUGACUGACAUUCAAAACUUGAACGAAGCCGUGCAAGCUGCCAGUGGAGAUGGGGUGAAUCUCAAUGUUGAAGCGGUAAACGAACUUGUAGCUGAUGUCAAAGAACAACUGGAAAACGUUCAAAACGAUGAACAAGCGGAAGAGCUUAAGGAACAGUUACAUACUGUUUUGAACGAUGCUGCUGAGGUUGUGAACACCGAAGAAGCCCAAGCUUCCCCCCAAGACGCAGAAAGCUUGAAUGUUCUUCAUGAGGCUAUAGAGCAAUUAGCUGCAGAGACUGAUGUCAUAACUACAUCACCCUCACAAGAAGGAGAAAUAUCCACUCAAGCAACUCUUCUUGAUGCAACACAAGCCAAUACCCAAGAACUAGAUGCCUCCACUACCGUUGCAGAUACCGUUCAGAACGAUGCUACUGAAGAGUUAGCUGAAAGAGUAGAAAUCUUGCCCGUUUUAUCUGAAAACAAUGAUGAUGAGCCCGAAAUCAAUACCGCAGAAACUCUUACUAUCAUUGAGAAUCUGAAUGACGAAGGUUCGGGGCAAGAACAAAACGAUGAUAUUGCUCAUAACGAAAACAACGAACUCUUGAACGAAUCAAUUCCCGCCCACGAAGACAAAACCACAGAAUUAGUGUUUGCCGAUCAAGAAACCACCCACCAACAGAUUGAAAUCGAAGCUGUUGAUCCUUUAGCUGAACAACUUGUGAUUAAUAUCCCACUUCGUUUCACGGUUGAUCAAAUACUCAGUCGCCUGAACAGAAUGGUCUUCAAGAGCCCAACGAACGAAAGAUUAUAUAUUGCCAUGAAGUUAACAGAAAUGUCUCAUUCUCUUAUGAGAAGUGUAGAUAGCGAAAUGGAUGAAGCCCAAAGAAUUCGUUAA